Molecule: messenger RNA, 4426 nt
Organism: Nannospalax galili (Upper Galilee mountains blind mole rat)
Lineage: Eukaryota; Metazoa; Chordata; Mammalia; Rodentia; Spalacidae
Gene: Stx16
Product: syntaxin 16
Exons: 10
Coding region: 789-1859 (356 amino acids)
Biological process (GO): intracellular protein transport; vesicle fusion; vesicle-mediated transport
Cellular component (GO): endomembrane system; SNARE complex; membrane
Molecular function (GO): SNARE binding; SNAP receptor activity
Source: RefSeq, a predicted model, not a curated record
CAGAACCCGGGACCACAACGCGGAAACGGCCCUGGGGCAGGGUUGCAGUCAGAUCCGGGGAUGGAGGGAGCCGGAGAAGAGGAGUGAGGAGGCCGGGGAGGCAGGCCGUGCGGUCCUCGUGGAGGCUGGCAGCCUGCUGGCCGUGGAGGACCGGGUCACUCAGGAAAGGAAGGGGUCAGGGGCUCGGGCCGGGCCCCCACACGCUCAGACUCGACGCAGGGAGGGAGCUGGAGGCGCCUGGGCGCGCAGGGCCCGGGCCUGCUCGGGCUGCGAGCAGGUGGCUGCCAGAGCAGGCCUCUGUUCAGGAGCGUGAGCCCCAUCUUGGCGUGAGAACCACAUGCCAGACACCACGAGUCCAGUUAGGGUUAGGAAACCAGGACCUUUGUAGGGUUCAGGCAUCGAGGGGGCAGGGGGCUUCAAGCUCGCCCAGACCCCAGCCCGGAUUGGCGAGUUAGACGCUUGUAGAUCCAAGGUUGGAUUGGGGUGGGGUCUCCAGGACGUGGGCUUCCAACGCAAGGAUUGGGGGGAUUCAAGUGCUUGGAGAUCGUUGCCUGGACUUGGGUAGGGGGAGUCAGACAAUUGGAAAGCCUAGGCGGUUAUUUGGGGAGGGGUCUUUGCGCUUUGGCGGAGCGCAAAGCUGCACCUUUCUGGCCCCAGGCCCAAGGCCUUGUCUAGAGAGGCUUCUAUACAAGGGAGGACCGGCUAGGCCAGACCAAGAGAAAGAAAAGUGAAUACAUCAGGACUGAGGGGGGUGGGGGACCCGGAGAGGGGGGUCACAAAGGUGAGACAUGGCCACCAGGCGUUUAACCGACGCUUUCUUGUUGUUGCGGAAUAAUUCCAUCCAAAACCGGCAGCUGUUAGCCGAGCAACAUAGAAAUCACAGACGGACGGAUGCACAGCUUCUUCCCGCCGCUGGAGCCUCGAAGGGACGAGGCUACAGCCUCCCGGGCACUCGGAGCUGCCAGGCCUUUGAAAAAGUGCACUUUGUUCGCCUUUUAACGCAAAAGGCGGAGCUGGAUGAGCUCGCUGAUGACCGCAUGGCCCUGGUAUCAGGCAUCAGCCUAGAUCCAGAAGCAGCAAUCGGUGUGAUAAAGCGGUCACCUCCGAAAUGGGUGGAUGGAGUAGAUGAAAUACAAUAUGAUGUUGGCCGGAUUAAGCAGAAGAUGAAAGAGUUAGCCAGCCUUCAUGACAAGCAUCUGAACAGGCCCACCCUGGAUGACAGCAGUGAGGAGGAGCGUGCCAUCGAGAUAACCACCCAGGAAAUCACACAGCUCUUCCACAGGUGCCAGCGUGCUGUGCAGGCUCUGCCCAGCCGGGCCCGCAGGGUCUGCUCCGAGCAGGAAGAGCGACUGCUGCGGAACGUGGUGGUCUCGCUGGCGCGGGCCCUGCAGGAGCUGUCCACCAGCUUCCGGCAUGCACAGUCCAGCUACCUGAAACGCAUGAAGAACCGAGAGGAAAGAUCCCAGCAUUUUUUUGACACGUCGGUACCACUAAUGGAUGAUGGAGACGACACCACUUUGUAUGAUCGGGGUUUUACAGAUGACCAGUUAGUGCUGGUGGAACAGAACACACUGAUGGUGGAGGAGAGAGAGAGAGAGAUCCGCCAGAUCGUGCAGUCCAUUUCUGACCUCAACGAAAUCUUCAGGGACUUGGGAGCCAUGAUUGUAGAGCAGGGCACAGUCCUUGAUAGAAUUGACUACAAUGUUGAACAAUCCUGUGUCAAGACUGAAGAUGGCCUCAAACAGCUGCACAAGGCCGAGCAGUACCAGAAGAAGAACCGGAAGAUGCUCGUGAUCCUGAUCCUGUUUGUCCUCAUCGUGGUCCUCACUGUGGUCCUGGUGGGUGUAAAGUCUCGCUAGUGCCAUUGAAUGCCGCCACAUGGAUCCCCUGGGUGUGAGGGCCUAGUCAGAGCCUCACUGCCGCCUGCCUGCAGAGCGCAGCCUACACAGUGGACCUUCCUGUGGAUGCCCUGGCCAGGGUGCUGGGUGCAGGCCCCGCUGUGUAUCUCCAUCUCUGUCGAGAGUUUCAGGACUUGACACUGUUGCAGAGUAGAGAUGGUAUAUGAUCAGCUGUACUGUAAACACAUAUUGUUAGAAGUUACAGUGACCUGGACGUUGGCACUGCGGAAGCUGCUCGUGCUGUGUGCUGUUUGCUAUUUUUUUUAGCAGUUGCGUCUGAGCAGCAUGUUCAAAUACUUUUUUGGAAAAAUUUUUUUUAAACCAUCUGGUUUUUAAGAAGUUUGGUACCAAAAAUUUGUGAGUAGAGGCAAAAAUCCCUCUUCGUCUUUCUCUAUGUCCAGUUGGAAACAAAUCAAGAAAUCCUUUAAGGAUUUAUCAUCCAUUCCCAUUAACUUAAUCCAGCUUUUCCAUCACUGUUAGCAAUCAGAGUGAGCAGCGUGGGAAAUAAGAAGCCUCCACUGGUGUAUGUUGGCACGUUUAGAUGGCUGGUCGGAGGCUUCCGAGGUUUCCAGUCAGUCGAGUGGUCCUCCCUUGGAAACUUUGCACUGCAUUUUCUACUGUAUACCGAAAGAGGUUAACUGAGCAAAACCACCAAAAUCGGGAUGUUGGUGAUCUGAGCCAGCCUCACAUUAGUAGAAAGCUUGACAGUGUCCUGAACCAGAUUGAGCCUGUGUGUCCCCAGCCAUCCUUGCUCAGUACAUUACUUACACACUAGCUACGUAAUGACCUGUCCAAACCAGACUCCAUUUAAUGAACUGUGAAUUUACACAGAGACCAUUUUAAUGGGUCACCCCAUUUAGCAUUAGUGGGUCUCAAAUUAUUAACCAAACAUCACUCCAUUUCAAAGUAAAAUAUUCCACCUGUAAUUUGAUUUAUUGGCUUUUUCGUUGCCACUUAGCAGAGCCCAGAAAGUGGGCUUAUUCCUGAGGGCUAUGAAAACCUGUGCUAGGGAACCCUCAUGUGAGUGUCUGUCUCUAUGUGCCUGAGUCUCUGUGUGUAUCAGGUUGCCAAAGUAGGAUCUGCCCUUUGCCUACCUGUUGACGUGGUGCUGCAUGUGCACCAGAGCCAGCGACGUGGACCUGGCAGGUGUGAGGGCGCAGACUGCUGCUUCCCAUUGGCCCUCUUCAUUGAUAGGUAUGACUCUAGCGGUCUUGUGCAAUUUUUGAUGGCCUUUUUAUUGACUUUGCUUCUCCUAAAAUAUUUAAGAAGAGUGUGACCCUGUUAAAUAUUUUGGGUUUUCAUUUGGACCAGUUAUAUAAAAUGCUUCUCUGGAAGUGACUGAAGAGGUUUCCAGAAGCUUCUGUUCAGAUCUGGAGAUCAGGUCAUGCACACCUAUUGAGCUCAGCCCCCUCCCUGCCCGGGUCCCCCUUCCCGGUCUUGGCCAGUCAGCCUCUGGCUUCUCAGGACCCACAUGGAUGUAGAGUGAUGGGGUCUAAAAGUGUGCCUGGCAUUCCCUGGUGACAUGGGCAGGGAGGGUUGGGAAAGAGGACUCAAAGUGAGGGCCUUUGUAGCCCCCGCUGAUUUUAACCCACUGGUCAGCUGCUCCUGGGUGGAUCUGCCUCAGGCUGUCUGUGGCACCAUGCUGAUUGUUAGGGCCAAGGAGAAAAGUGACCGUAAGACAGAUCAACAUUUAUUUAUAUUUAUUCACUGAAGGGGUCUUUUGUGUGCGUUUUCCCCCUAGCCCAUCUGGGUAUCCUAACAAGUUGAUUAGACAUUGUCCUAAGGACCUGUGGACAGAGGGACUAUCCCCUUCUCCCCGAAUACAGGGUAGUGCUGGCCAUGUCCCAGUUGCAGCCACCCUGACUGGCGUCCUGAGGUGAGACGGACAGGCCUGGCCUGCAGCUGGCAGCAGGGGCUCUUUGGAACCCUUAGCCACUAUAUUUUUCUACUGAGCCUGUCCUUGGUUAAGGAGCUUUUGAAGAUGCAAGAGAAGUUAGUACCCAUGUCCUGGCUCCUCAGGGUGACCCUUCCCUUGGAAAAGAAUGACUCUUCUGCCUGCUGAUUGAGGGCUCAUGGUCUGGCUAUCAAGGUGACGGUCACACAGGCUAGUCUCUCCCAGGCCCGGGGAGCGCACUGAAGAAGCAGCCCAGCCCCUCAUCACUGCCUCCAUUUCCCUGUCCUUAGUGGCUCCUGUCGAGUGUGGUGGGUGGGAAGAGAAUUGUUGACCCAAAGAUCCUAUUCUUUUCAACUGUCUCUGAAAACUGCUGUCUGUUGUUGUUUGUCUAGGGGCGGGAGGUUGGGGUGCUGGCUGGGCCAUGCUGUGUGAAGCUCUGUGUGUGUGUCUCUAAUUUAACGGAUGUACUGCUUUCUCUGCUAAUUGAGAGAGCGUUAUUUAUUUGUUUUGACACAAGUGCUUGCGGUGUUUUAUUCCAGCUAAUGGCUUCUUAAAGGUAAUAAAACCCUUCAACCUAAUUGGUCAGAUAAGACUUUUUUCUUGUAUGCUUAAAUAAAGCAAUUAGUGAAGCGCU